GGGCAGGAGAGAGAGGUCAUAACGAAGAGGAAAAGAGACAAGAGAGGCAGCAGGAGACAAACGGCUUGUUUUUUCACUUUUUGUUUCGUCCCUCUGGAUCACCUGGAUUACUUCUGCUCUCUGCAGAAAGUAACUUCUCAUAAUUGGACCCUCAGCAUCUUCCUUGCCUAUAUGUUUGCAUGUGUGCAAUAUCUGCGCUCAUACAGAUCAGAGAGCAUCCACCUGAGAGAGACGCAGGCAGAUGAUGGAACCUGCACACCUCUCCCUUGCACUCUUCUUCCUCGUCUUCUCUCCUGUGAGUGGCCAGUGGUGGAGUUUGUUCUGGGGAAAUCCUAAAACCACCACCAUUCCUCCUUCAGUUACCUCUCCGACCGUGACGUAUCCAAGAUUUUCUGACACCCCGGGCACAACGCCAGUGUGGUCAGUAAAAGUGGACGAGGUGCUGGUGAAUGCUGUGGAGGGUGUUCACACAGAAGGGUCUGUUUUGACCCCCACUCAGCCCAGCUUAGGAGUGUCACCGUCUGGUUUCACUACUGCAGAUCACUGGACAUUUCCUACAGGGAAGACUGCAGGUGGAGACAGUAAAAGUGGGUCUUCGGACAAACCCCUGAAACACUGGAGAAAUGAGCAAGGCUCAGGAAGUUAUCUGAACCUGACGGACUUAAUUGGCUUCCCCCUCCCUCCCUCUGUGUCCUUCACUGCUGGCUUUGAGGGUCAUCCAGCCUACAAAUUUGGGUCUCAAGCCAAUGUCGGCCGACUCACCAAAACCUUUGUGCCGGGAUCGUUCUACCAGGACUUUGCUAUCAUCGUCACGGUGCGCCCAGCUAGCCAGAGAGGUGGCAUGCUCUUUGCCAUCACAGAUGCCCAACGCAAGGUGGUGAAGCUGGGUUUGGCCCUCACUCCAGUUCGCGAGGGCCUCCAGAGCAUCUUACUGUACUACACUGACCAGGAGCAGGCAUCCCACAGCCACAAAGCGGCUGCCUUUAGCGUCCCGGAUAUGACUGACCAGUGGACACGAUUCACGGUGGUGGUGGAGCAUAAUGAGGUCCGUCUCUACUUGGACUGUGGAGAGGCCGAGAGUAAGGACUUCCAUCGUAGGCCAGAGAAACUCACCUUUUCACACAAUUCAGGCAUUUUUGUAGCUAAUGCAGGAAGCACGGCGCUUGACAAGUUUGUGGGUUCGAUUCAGCAGCUGGUCAUAAAAGACGAUCCAAGAGUGGCUGAGGAGCAGUGUGAAGACGAUGAUCCUUAUGCCUCGGGGUACGCCAGUGGAGACGAGGCUUUGGAUGACAGAGAGACAGAGAAAGACCCGAGGAAGACCGCAGAGGAGGAGGGUGUUCCCGUUAGUGCUCCGCCCACUGAUGCUCCAGAGGAGUUUGAGGACUUUUCUCCUCACACGGGUCCAACAGAAGCCCGAGUGGACCUGAUGACAGGGCUACACCGAACAGAGGAGGCGGGAGAGCAGCCACAGGGUGGUGAUGUCAGGCUAAAAGGAGAGCGCGGUGAUCCUGGCCCGCCUGGCCCACCUGGUCCACCAGGUCCUCCCAGUGUAUUCAGAGAGACUAAGCUUGGAACAUCUGGCCCACAGGGACCACCAGGAUCUCCUGGGCUGCCAGGAAAAGAUGGACACAAGGGAAGCAGAGGCGAUAAAGGAGGUCCAGGCCAAAAAGGGUCUCAAGGAUUUCCAGGCUUGAACGGAGAAGUUGGAGCUAAAGGAGAGAAGGGAGACCCGGGAGUUGGUUUACCAGGCCCCCCUGGCCUUCCUGGACCCCCUGGACCCCCCAGAUCACGCAGUGUACCUUAUGGACCAGAUGCCCUGGGUUCUGGGUUUGAAGACCUGGACAGCGAUGCAGACCUCAUCCAGGGUCCUCCUGGUCCACCGGGCCCUCCAGGACCUCCUGGUCCCCCUGGACCCCACCUGUCCUCAUCUGCCACCACUGAAGGACUUUCUCCUGGGCAUGCUGGACCACCUGGUGCACCUGGCAGUGAUGGCCUUCAAGGCAAACAAGGAGUACCAGGUCCAGCAGGAAAAGCUGGUCCUCCAGGUUCACCUGGGGCUGCAGGCGAGAAGGGUGAGCAAGGCCUACCUGGGCCUCCUGGGCCAAAGGGUGAAAGUGGGUCAACGGGUGUCCAAGGAAUUCCAGGGCCUCAAGGGCCUAUUGGUCCAGAAGGAAAGAGAGGCCUUCCAGGCCCACCAGGACCUCCAGGCCCACCAGGACCUCCAGGAACCAAAUUCUUUGCAGAGGAUAUGGAGGGAUCUGGCAUGACUGAUCAGAUUACUGGAGUCAGAGGCCCACAGGGUCUACCUGGCCCUCCAGGACCACAGGGUAAGGAUGGAGCACCAGGAGCUCCAGGGCUCUCUGUCAAGGGUGAACCAGGAGAACCAGGACCAGAGGGUCUCCGGGGUCCUGCUGGACUACCAGGUCCUAGGGGGGCCAAAGGAGAGAAAGGCGGUCCAGGACCCAAGGGUGAAAGAGGAGCUGAUGGCCUCAGUAUCCAAGGACCACCUGGGCCUCCUGGGGCUCCUGGACCUGUCAUUAAUGUACAUGAUCUGCUCUAUAAUGUCACAGAGGGUAUCCUCAACGUCACAGAGAUCAGAGGACCACCCGGGCCUACGGGUCCUGAGGGAUUGCCUGGCAGAGCUGGAUUUCCCGGCCCCAGGGGACCAAAGGGAGACAUAGGACCUACAGGUAUCCAGGGCCCCGCAGGGCUUAAGGGAGAGAAAGGAGAACCAGGGGUGACAAUUGCUGCUGAUGGAUCUCUCCUGUCUGCACCAAGAGGCCCUCAAGGGCCCAAAGGCACAAAGGGUGACCAUGGCUUCCCAGGACCUACUGGACUUACGGGUCCAAUAGGACCUCCUGGACAAAAAGGAGAAUAUGGUUUCCCCGGGCGACCCGGGCGACCUGGUAUCCCAGGGAGGAAAGGUGACAGAGGAGAUUCUGUUGGCCUACCGGGACCUCCAGGUCCUCCCGGCCCACCUGGACUUCCAGGAAGAAUUAUUGGCCUGAAUGGAACAGUGUUCCCGGUGCGCCCCAGACCGCAUUGCAAAAUGGGACGAGAGUCAAUGACAAGGGGACAUUCAGCUGGACCUAAAGGAGACAAAGGAGAUGAGGGAUUACCUGGGGAGCCAGGAACUCCUGGGCUCACAUUUCCAGAUGGAAAUGUGGGGACUAAAGGUGAUCAGGGAUACAAAGGUCAGAAGGGAGAAAAAGGGGAUGCGGGCCUGCCUGGUCCUCUGGGGAUCCCAGGGAGGUCAGGCCUUGUGGGUCCGAAAGGCGAAUCCAUUGUUGGUCCAAUGGGUCCUACUGGUUCUCCUGGUCAGCCUGGACCUCCAGGAUUUGGACGGUCUGGACCUCAAGGUCCGCCUGGCCCUCCUGGGCCCCCAGGACCACCCCCUCCAUACGGAUCAACUGUCAGUGUCCCCGGCCCUCCCGGUCCUCCUGGUCCACCAGGCUCUCCAGGAUAUGCAAACUUUGUUACCAGCUAUAAGACAAUCCACGCCCUCACCCAAGAGGCACACCAUGCUGCUGAAGGUACCUUGGCAUAUGUGUCUGAAAGGGGAGGCGAGCUGUACAUCAGAGCACGCAAUGGUUGGCACAAGAUCCAGCUCGGAGAGUUAAUCCAUUAUGAACCUUCAUCAGACACAUCUCAGUCCCUCAGCAGACCCGGAGAAUGGAGUAGAGCCCAUAGGAUGCACAGCCAGGAGCUGCAGGAGGGAAGCAGAGGAUACCAGCACAGUUAUAACCUGCUACCACAGCAUUUCAAUGCAGUCUCUGGGCUUCAUCUCGUAGCACUGAACGCCCCGCUCAAAGGAGAUAUGCGUGGCAUCCGCGGAGCAGACUUCCAGUGUUACCAACAGGCACGCGCCGUGGGGCUCACCUCCACAUACAGAGCCUUCCUGUCAUCACACCUUCAGGACCUGGCAACCAUUGUCAGAAAGGCUGACCGCAAUGACAUGCCCGUGGUUAAUCUGAGGGGUCAAGUGUUGUUCAAUAGUUGGAUGUCCAUCUUCUCUGGGAAUGGAGGCGUGUUUGAUCCGUCCACACCCAUCUUCUCCUUUGAUGGACGCAAUAUAAUGAGUGACUCGGCUUGGCCAGAGAAGCUGGUUUGGCAUGGCUCCAGCACCACGGGCAUCCGCCUGACCACUAACUACUGCGAGGCCUGGAGGACAGCGGACAUGGCGGUGACGGGUCAGGUUGCCCUGCUGCAGACGGGACGACUGUUAGGGCAGCACGUGCGCGCCUGCUCCAACCACUAUGUAGUGCUGUGUAUAGAGAACACAUAUGUGGGCAACAUGCAUCAAAGGAGGAACUGAGCAAACAAACACACACACAUAAACACAUGCAGGCAUGAUCUAAGUAGAAGAUGUGACACAUGAAUGGGAAACACAUGCGGGCACAUAAUGAUGUACUUCAGCUCCCACAUGCAAACAUACCGAGAAACACUCCCACACUAACAUGCAUUCACAUUUAAAGAGGACUUAUCAUACUCAUUUCCAGCUCCAUAUUUUUAUUUUUGGACUGUGCUAGAGUAACUUUGCUUUAUUCACAAUCCAAAGUAAUCCUUAUUUAUCUUAUACUGAGGAAGCACUUCAGUGCAGCCACGCCCCUUCUAAGAAGUUUCUUCUGAUUGGCUGCCACUCAUAAACACCGAAUUCAGAAUUCAGUAGCAGGUGGGCGGGACUUUUACACUCACAGUCUGAACUGCGAUAUGACGAGAUCCUCUCAAAUUCAUUAAAAGGCCCAGAGACUGAACCUUUGGCCUCGUUAUUUGGUCAUCCUUGUAACACUGUAACAACAAAAAUAUGAUAGAAUUAGGCUUAAAAAGGAAGAGCAGUAGGUCCUCUUUAAGUUUUCUUUGUAUUGGUUUCAUGUUUCACUCGAAGCCGGAUUUAAGCCUGCGGGUCUUACAUGUCUGUCCGUGUCUAGAUUUUCUUAGCCGUCUGCAUCAAACAGGCUACAGUUACCAUGCAUAAAUUUGUCUGCAAGACCAAGUGAGAAUGAAGGGCUUCAAAUUAAAAUGAGGUCAUAAUCAUAUAUGUACUUUAUUGGAGAUUAAAAAAAAACCUGUCAGUAUUUUUUUAAACAGCAGGGGCUGUCAAUUCAAAUAUUAGUUAUAUUGAAACCGUGCUUUCAUUGUGAGCUACGUCUGAUGCUUUUAGUGAGCCUGUGCGUCAGCAGCAGGGCAGUGUAUGCCACAGUGAGUCAAAAUGAACCAAUGUGUGUUUGAGUUCACUGGUACCAAAGUUUCCCAAACACAUUUGAAGCAUGUGGAAACAGCUGUACACACGUCUUAGACUUUAGUCACUAACUAAUGACUGAUGUGUCACCAGAAAAUGGCACGAGUGUUAAUUUCUUACAUCCGGGGAUGAAUGACGGACGAAUGGGGGAUUUGGCAAGCAGGGGAAAAACACUUAACAGACACUUCAUUAGAUAUACUGGUUAAACUAGUCAUCAAUCUCAUGGCAUUAACUGUAGACAUGGUCAACUGGACUUGAAGUUUAAAACAAACUCCAAAAUGUGGAAGAAAGGUGAAAAAAGAAAGAAAGGUUUAAGUCUGAAUGUGGCACGGUUGUUGGUAUUUCAGAAACUGCUGAUCUACUGGAUUUUCAGGGUUUAUGGAAAAUUAUGAUAGGCAGACACCAGUAACUCAAAUAGCUAUUUGUUACAAACAAAGGAUGUAGAAGAGCAUCUCUGAACACAUGACAUUAAAGCAGAUUGGCUACAGCAGCAGAAGACCACACCCUCUGCUACUCCUAUUGGCUAAGAACAGGAAUCUGAGGCUACAGGUCACACAGGCUCACAGUAGCAGGCUGGAAAAACCUUGCCUUGUCUGAUGAGUUUUGAUUUCUGCUUCAACAUUCAGGUGAUAGGGUCACAGGUAAUCUCAAACUGAUUCUUGAACAUGACUGAGUUCACCUGAUCCCAAUCUGGUAGAGCACCCUAGAAAUGUAGAAUGGGAGAUUCACAUCAUGGAAAUUUGCAGCAGCUCUGCAAAGCAGGGUCCAAACUUGUAUUGGCGAAGUGUAACUAACGACGUGGAUUUGUUUUCCUUUUGGUCAACUGACUUCCACUGCUGCUGGGACUGAGGUUUACAGCUCUAUGAGGAUUUAGCUGACGGCACUCUACGAUAUAUAAAAGCAGUGAUACUAACAAGGACAAUCCUUUUUAAAUUCGUCCUUGAUCUGUCACAGUGUAGCCUGUCGGAUAGCCUUUGUCCUUGUGUUUUCUUCCUUUUUUUAACAUUACAUUUUAAUCUGAUAUUGAA
Pundamilia nyererei is the source of this 6267-nucleotide messenger RNA. RefSeq names its product collagen, type XV, alpha 1b (gene col15a1b). NCBI's taxonomy places the organism in Eukaryota, Metazoa, Chordata, Actinopteri, Cichliformes, Cichlidae. The transcript is spliced from 43 exons. Gene Ontology annotation, molecular function: extracellular matrix structural constituent conferring tensile strength. Gene Ontology annotation, biological process: extracellular matrix organization. Bases 242 to 4315 code for a protein of 1357 amino acids. The record is from RefSeq and is a predicted model, not a curated record.